Molecule: messenger RNA, 4003 nt
Organism: Acanthopagrus latus (yellowfin seabream)
Lineage: Eukaryota; Metazoa; Chordata; Actinopteri; Spariformes; Sparidae
Product: carboxyl-terminal PDZ ligand of neuronal nitric oxide synthase protein-like
Exons: 10
Coding region: 538-2070 (510 amino acids)
Molecular function (GO): nitric-oxide synthase binding
Source: RefSeq, a predicted model, not a curated record
CUGUAGCUGCUGACAGCCUAUUCAAGCACAGCCCGUGUUCGUCUGUUUGAUUUAACACCCAGCUGGAUGGACAGUAAGCGCCCACCGCCUCCUGAAUAUCGAUCGCUCGCUCUGAUCACUUAGCGCCCACGCUGGUGCCGCGGGGCUUCGAGGAAAAGACAAUCAUGCGCUGAGGUCCGUGCGUCAUCGGGACCCCGGCGGCGGCGGCGGUGGUGGUGUUGGUGUUGGCGGCGGUGCGCACUGCUCCUCCGUCGUUCCUCAGACCGGAUGAGGGGGUCAGCGAGUGCACACACCGAUCACCGAUCAGCGCGCUAAUUGAAUCCACCUACCAGACCGGAGCGCCUCAACCCGGAUGACCUCCGGAGUGACGCGUCUCUCCGGUGAGAGUGCACCAGCGGAGGGGAGCAGCGCCGGAGGAGAUGCGCAUAUCUGCAGGUAGCCUCCUCUAGCGCUGUCGUAAAGAAAGAAGAAGAAGAAAGAAAAAAAAAAGAAAAGAAAAGAAAAAACGAGAGAGCGGAGCGGGCGAUCAUUAGAGCGAUGCCAGGGGUAACCAAGUACAAUUUAGUAGAUGACGCGCACGAUCUGAGGAUCCCCAUGCACAACGACGAGGUGUUCAAACAUGGGGUCUGCUUCGAGGCAAAGUACAUCGGCAGUCUGGAGGUGGGUCGCCCCGGCAGCCGAAUGGAGAUCGUCGCCGCAAUGAGGAGAAUCAGAUACGAAUUCAAGCUGAAGAAUAUCAAGAAAAAGAAGGUCAACAUCGUCGUGUCCACCGAUGCCAUCAAAGUGAUUUUGCGCAAGAAGAGGAAGAGAAAAGGGUGGUCAUGGGACGAGAACACCAUCAUGGUGACGCAGGAUCCCAUCUACAGGAUCUUCUACGUCUCACAUGAUGCCCAAGACUUGAAGAUCUUCAGCUACAUAGCGCGCGACGGACAGAGCAACAUUUUCCGCUGCAACGUGUUCAAGUCAAAGAGGAAAUCUCAGGCCAUGAGGAUCGUGCGGACGGUGGGUCAGGCGUUCGAUGUUUGUCACCAGCUGACCCUGCAGCAGAAAAGCGACGACCAGGAGGAUGAGGAGGGGAAGGCGGAGGAGUCGGAGGCAGUGCCAGCAAAGAAGAGGUUCGCACUGUCAGAGGAGACCGACCUUGAAGCCACGACAGAGGAGAGCAUUGAGUGCGUCUCCUCAUCAGACCCCGAGAAGAGCAAGAAGGAAGAGGGUCACAGUAACAAUGGAAAGGUGUCCGAUGACCCGUCUCUCCUGCUGAGCUCCCCUGUCCCUGGAGCUUCGGUGUCGGACGGGUCGGCAGCAGAGGCCCCUUGCUCUGAGGAGCACCAGGUCCAGCUCCUCCAGAAACAACUGCAGCAGCAGGAGCAACAGGCCCUCGCAGCUUCAGCACAGGUCCACGUGCUCCAGGAGCAGCUGUCGGUGGAGGUGUGUGCGCGGGCCGAUGCCCAGGCCAGAGUGCAGAGGCUGCUGCAGCAGAACACCGACCUGCUGCAACACAUUUCUCUGCUGGUCAAACAGAUCCAGGAGCUCGAGCUCAAAGCUGCUGGCCAGUUAACAUCUAUGGGCUCCCAGGACAGCCUUCUGGAGAUCACUUUCCGGGCCAAGCCCCCCAGCACGCCCGGCGACACCCUCACCUCCUCCUCAUCCACGGGCACGUUGGCAGCUCAGUCCCUGCAGCAGAUCAGUGACGGCGCCUGGGUCUCCACACUGCCCUCGCCCUGCUCUCCAGGCACCGUGGGCACCGACGCCGGCGCUCAGGGGAUCGGCGGCAGCGGAGUCCGUCUCGAGUGCUUCCGCUUCUCCUCCCGGGGGCCAGACAGCCUGGACGCAGGGGAGAUUCCCAGCGACGGAGCCCCGGAUGAGAGCUCGGUCCUGGGAGCCCUGGAGCUGCUCCGGUUUAGGGAGUCGGGGAUAGGAUCGGAGUAUGAAUCAAACACAGAUGAGAGCGAUGACCGGGACAGCUGGGGUCAGGGGGAGGGAGCUGGCGCCGACAGUGCCGCUCGGCUCUUCAACGUGCUGAAUGCGGAGAAUCUGCCGGACUGCUUGGGGGACGAGAUGGCCGUGUAGUGGGGCUCCUAAAGCUGUACAAGGCAACAUUGCACUUAUGAAUAAAGUUUAGAAUCUGAAGGACUUUAUUACACAGAAAUCCUGUAUUGUGGCAUCAGUAAAGUAAUUGUAUGUGUCCUGGUACUGGACAGAGUGCUCAUUCACCACAGUUCUGAGAACAGUUUCAAAAGUUCCCUUUAAGUUUUGAUUUGCUACUUCAUGUGUACUAAAGUUAUUAUAGUUAAAGGUGUUAUAUGUAAGAAUUGACCGCCUUUAGAAUCACACGCCAAACAAAUAUGGGACAGCGUUUUAGCAUAGUAACAGCUAACUGAGCUAACUUGCUCACGGCGGCUACAGUUAGCAGCAGGAUCUGAACUGAUACUAAACGGUUUUAAACAAAUACAAACCGAAACAAACACACACCCACUCUGGAAAGUUACAGAAUCUAAACAAAAAAAAUUGGAAACAAAAAUGAAAAAGCAAAAUAUAUGUUCAAACUCAUGGGGAAUAACCCUGCUGUACACGGAAUCACUGUCCCACUUGUAUUGUAUGUAACAGACGUGCAGAGGGCAUCACUGAAUUAAUAGGUUGUCCUCAUGUUUAGGUUAACUUUCUUAUGACAUUAAUAAUUUCACAGUCUUUAGCUACCAUCCGAGAUGCCAGGACUUGCUCUGCCAUGCGCCGGUCAUUGCUUACGGUCCAACCACCAGCUUUAAACGCAAGAAUGGACGCCAGAUGACAUUUUGCAUAAUCUCUUUAAAAAGAUAUCUGACAGAUAUCAUAAACAAACGAUAGCCUGUGGGUUCCCAGUUAGCGCUUCGGCCAUUGUGUUCCACCUCUUUUGCUUUACACACAGACUGUUUACCUGCAUGCAGCCAAAGCUUGCUCAGACAUGACUGAUCGAUACUCCUCGGACUACGUAACAGAAACCAGACCACCCACUUUACCAAAAUCCCAUCCCUUGCAUACAGUUUUUGCAUUCAUGCGUGUGGUAAUAGAGACUGAUUUCACUGAAACAAACUCGACUGGAUAAACAGUCAAUCAAUCAGUGUCAUUCAUCACAUGCCUAUGAUUGUAUGAAUGUUCAAUGAUAAAAAAUAACUUUUGAUGUGUUUUUACUAAAUCAGCCAUGCUAGCGGCUCUGUGAGACUGCGCUCAAAGCUAAUAUCAGCAUGCUAACAUGACCAUGAAGUUUACCAUGAUCACCAUGUUAUCGUAUUGUAGUGUGUUAAUGUGCUAAUAUUUGCCAGUUAGCACCAAACACGUACAGUUCUACAGAGGCUGAGGCGAAUGUUGUCAGUUUUGCAGGUUUUUGGUCGUAAAAUUCAGCAUCAGACAAAAUUAACAUAAUCAUGACACCUUGAUAGACCUACACUCCAUAUUAUUUACUGCCGUUCAGAAAACGAAAGUAAACCUUUGGUAUUUCUUCGUUUCUCAGCUCCAAAGCCAAAAAGGAAAAAAAAAGAAAAAAACACUUUCUACAACUACUGCUUCCUCUAAAUCUGAAGUGGGGACAUGGCAGCUCUGUUCAAACACUGUCAGAUAGCAUCAACACUGUGGUGUUCCAGGCUCUGUCUGUGUGUUACAUGCUGUGUGCGUGUCACUUUGAUGAUUGUUACACCUUACACGCGUUUGUUUCCCUGACUUUGGUGCCAUCGUCACUCGCUGGGCUUGUUACACUGUGGCUGUGUCUGCGUUUAUGGAUUUGUGACACAUCCGGCAUGGUGGUGGUCAUUCUUUGCUUUUUUUCUUUUUUUUUUUUUUCUUUUUUUUUUUCUAAUGUAGAUCUGUGAACAAAAGACCCCUGUCUGGAUAUGCUAACACAUUUUGUGGGAGUGUGAAAAUUGAACCCCUUACUGUGCUUGUUAUGACACUUCAUCUGUAAUUACACAUGAAAAUGAGGAUGUGUGUCCAGCAGUCAUUUUCUCUUUUCAAUACAUUGUGUAUGGUUUAA